Molecule: messenger RNA, 1119 nt
Organism: Astyanax mexicanus (Mexican tetra)
Lineage: Eukaryota; Metazoa; Chordata; Actinopteri; Characiformes; Acestrorhamphidae
Exons: 4
Coding region: 1-1119 (372 amino acids)
Source: RefSeq, a predicted model, not a curated record
AUGGUGUGUGGUAUAGUGAAUGGGGAGCGCAGUGCUCGUGGUGAUCGAAAAGAGAGUGGUAGUGGCAGUAUUAACAGUAGUAAUAGUAGUAGUAGUAGUAGUAGUAGUAUUAGCAGUAAUAGUACUGGUAGUAUUAACACUAGUAGUAGCAGUAGUAGUAAUAGUAGUAGUAAUAGUAGCAGUAAUAGUACUAAUAGUACAGGUGAUGGCAGUAUUAACAGUUGUAAUAGUAGUAGUAGUAUUAGCAGAAAUAGUAGUACAAGUAGUAGUAGUAGUAGUAGUAGUAAUAGUUGUAGUAGUAGUAGUAAUAGUAGUAGUAAUAGUACAGGUAGUGGUAGUAUGAACAGUAGUAAUAGUAGUAGUAGUAGUAAUAGUACUGGUAGUGGUAGUAUUAACAGUAGUAGUAGCAGUAGUAGUAAUAGUAGCAGUAAUAGUACUAAUAGUACUGGUGAUGGCAGUAUUAACAGUUGUAAUAGUAGUAGUAGUAUUAGCAGAAAUAGUAGUAAAAGUAGUAGUAGUGGCAGUAUUAACAGUAGUAGUAGUAGUAGUAGUAGUAGUAGUAAUAGUUGUAGUAGUAGUAGUAGUAGUAGUAGUAGUAGUAGUAAUAGUACUGGUAGUGGUAGUAUUAACAGUAGUAGUAGUAGUAGUAGUAGUAGUAGUAGUAGUAGUAAUAGUGACAGUAGUAGUAGUAGUAGUAGUAGUAGUAGGAAUAGUACGGUUUGUUUUACUCCGGAGUCUCUGCUCUACACGCCACCGCGACCUCCCCCGCGGCGCACGCCGGCCCAGCGAGCGACUGACCGCGGCUGCUCCACCACGAUCUCCCCGCGGCGCACGCCGGCCCAGCGAGCGACUGAGCGCGGCUGCUCCACCACGAUCUCCCCGUGGCGCACACCGGCCCGGCGAGCGAGUGAGCGCGGCUGCUCCACCACAAUCUCCCCGCGGCGCACACCGGCCCAGCGAGCGACGGAGCGCGGCUGCUUCACCACGAUCUCCCCGCGGCGCACGUCGGCCCAGCGCGCGGAUGCUUCACCACGAUCUCCCCGCGGCGCACGCCGGCCCGGCGCGCGGCUGCUUCACCACGAUCUCCCCGCGGCGCACGCCGGCCCAGCACGCAACUGA